CCUUAACCCGUCCCCGUCCCCGUCCCCGUCCCACUCCCCGUCCCCGUCCCACUCCCCUCGUAAACAAACAACCCCAGACCAACCGGUAAGGAGUCUCCUCGGUCUCGCCGCCGCCCUCCGUCCCCCCUCAGCGCGGCAGGGACACGCAGCCCAAAACCUGUGUGUAACGGUCAGCGGCCAGAUUAGCAAGCAAGACAUUCACGGCAUCGUUGGGGCCGACCACCAACAGCACAUCACAGCACAUCACAGUACAUGACAGCCUGUCGUCGUCAGCUGUGUCGUCGUCUGUGUGGGCUGGGCUUGAGGGAUGGGACAGAGGUAAGUUAACUUGGUGGAUGGAGGCACGGAAUGGUCACAGGUACAGGAGGGUUGGUGAAGAUAUCACAGGGGGGGAGAGAUGUCUGAGAUAUUGGAGGUGUCUGAGAUAUGGAAAUGUCUGAGAUAUUGGAAAUGUCUGGGAUAUUGGAAAUGUCUGGGAUAUUGGAGAUGUUCGAGAUGAGACAUGCAGCAGAGACAUGGCCAUCACAGUCUACUCGACUCCCACCACCACCACAAAUCCACACACCAAAAUCCUCCACCACCUCCACCUCCACCACCUCCACCACCCAUUUCUACCUUCUUCCUAGCUCCGAUCCACGCCGGCAAUUGCUCCAUUGGCCUACCUACCAUUACUCGUACAUUACACAUUACACAUUACCCGCCACAGCCACAGCCACAGCCUCACCCAUAACCACAUCACUCUCCACUCUCCACUCUCCACUCUCCACUUCACUCUCCACUCUCCACUCUCCACUCAAUCCCACCACCUCCAACUCCAACUCCCCCCCAGCUUGCAUCGCAUCGCCGAGGAGCGCUUGCCAAAACCCCGCUCUCCCCCCACCCUCCCCUUCCCAACCGCCGACGCCGACGCCGACGCCGAUACCGAGCAACACAGGAAGACCUCACAAGACAACCAACAACCCCCUCGGCCUCGCCAAUGCGAUGCCCGCAUGCACGUCUGACUUCGCCACCACAUCCCCGACCACUCCCCACGCGCACGCGCAGCUCGGCACGCCCCGCGCCUGCACGCGGGUAGCUGCAUUCCAGCCACCCAGGCAGACGCAAGCAACGCACAGCGGCGGCACGACACCACGACACCACGACACCACGACACCACGACACCACGACACCACGACACCACGACACCACGACACCACGACAGCGACGACGGACGACGCGCGUGACGGAUCCAGCGACGGCACAGGGGCAAGGAAUCUGAGAGGCUGA
Pseudogymnoascus destructans is the source of this 1266-nucleotide messenger RNA. RefSeq lists its product as uncharacterized. The transcript is spliced from 2 exons. The record is from RefSeq and is a predicted model, not a curated record. NCBI's taxonomy places the organism in Eukaryota, Fungi, Ascomycota, Leotiomycetes, Thelebolales, Thelebolaceae. Bases 427 to 1266 code for a protein of 279 amino acids.